UUCGCACGUUUGUACGAAAAUAACAAAGCAAACAGGUGAAAGGGAAGAACUGGGUUUCAACCAAUUGGUUCGUCAAAAUUCAUCAACUUAUGUGAAGGGAAAUCAGAUUUGCUAUCUUGUGAAUUGAGAAUGCUGCAGCAUCAAAUCGUUCAAUCCCCAGCUAGAUUAGGGUUAGCAAACCCUAAUUCGCCUUCUCUUCAAAACUCUACUCCACCCAAAUACCCUUCUUCUCAACCCCAAUCCCAAUCCCAGCAAAAAACACCCAACCCCCAUGUUUCCGCCAUAUCUUCAACCCUCCUUUCGCUUCUCCCUCCACUCCCCAGAGCUCAAUCCCUUCUUCUCCAAAUGGCUUCUUUAGCUUCCAAGCUCUUUGAAGUUUCCCCGAAUCGGGCCCUUUGGGUUCCGGCUUUUCGAGGGUCUCUCCCUUCUUUUCUCUCUUCACAAAUACAAUCAAUGCCGCCGUCUCCACUUGAAUCCACCCCUGCUUCUUCUAAAGAAGUGAUCUCGUUGUUCGCAUCCCUCCAAACGCAACUCUUCGAAGCUGUCGGCCAGCUCCAAGAAAUCCUAGAUCUUCAAGAUGCUAAGCAGAAGAUUGCGAGGGAAAUCAGGUUUAAAGAUGGUGCUGUGCUUGCUUUUGCCAAUAAACUUAAAGAGGCGGAAAGGGUUCUUGAUAUUCUUGUCGAUGAUUAUUCUAGUUAUAGGAAGGCAAAGAGGUUGAAACUGGAGGAUACUGGUGUGGAGGAAGAUGAUGAUGAUUCAUGUACCACUACAGUUGCAUCUCGGUUGAAUUUGUCGGAUAUUUUGUCCUAUGCACAUCGGAUUAGUUACACUACUUUUGCACCUCCUGAAUUUGGUGCCGGACAGGCACCCCUUCGUGGGGCACUCCCCCCUGCUCCACAGGAGGAGCAGAUGCGUGCUUCUCAGCUGUAUGCUUUUGCCGGUCUCGAUGUUGGUUUACCUAAAAACGUCAAGACUGACGAGAAAACUGUUGAAGCGAUGAUCGAGCCACCGCCUGUGCAGCCUUCAGCUUCCAAUCAACUUGCCAAUUUGGCAGCCCUUCAGGGUUUGCUUCCUCCAAAUUUUACAGUUCCAUCGGGCUGGAAACCCGGAAUGCCAGUGGAGUUGCCAACCGACUUGCUGGUGCCACCACCAGGAUGGAAGCCUGGGGACCCAGUGCCACUGCCUCCAUUGGAGUCCUUGCCUAUACCUAGGAUGGAAGGGCAAAACGUACGGCCUGUUCCACCUCCAGGGUUGCAUAGACAACCCGAGUCAAUUAAAGUGCGACAUGUUGAGCUCGAUAUUCUUGAUCCAGAUGAUGAUAGCAGUGAUUAUAGUAGUGAUGAUGGAAGCUCUGAUGAUGAUGAUGAAGAUUGAUAAACUGAUAGUCUGAACUACUUGAAGUGUACUCGUAACUCAUUACGAACAAAACUGACUAUUAAGUUUUCAAUCUUUACCUCUAUGCUAUUGUUUCUUGUCAUUUUAGUUGAAUAGGAAAUGAAGUACUAGGCUCUGCUUUACACUAACAUUUGGUAUCUAGGUAAAGAAAAAAGAUGACUAUAGAGC
Molecule: messenger RNA, 1563 nt
Organism: Hibiscus syriacus
Lineage: Eukaryota; Viridiplantae; Streptophyta; Magnoliopsida; Malvales; Malvaceae
Product: mediator of RNA polymerase II transcription subunit 4-like
Exons: 2
Coding region: 130-1374 (414 amino acids)
Biological process (GO): regulation of transcription by RNA polymerase II
Cellular component (GO): core mediator complex; mediator complex
Molecular function (GO): transcription coregulator activity
Source: RefSeq, a predicted model, not a curated record